AUGUCUGAUCUCACGGCCGGGCUCGGUUGGCCUCGGGCUCCACUGCGGACCUGGAGAACCUGCGGAACUCCCGCGCCGCCCCCUCUCAGCCACUCGCCCGGCGGCGUCGAACUUCCGCCGCCCAGUCCGCCGCAGCCGGCCUGCGACAGAAACCCGGGAACAAAGAGGCCCGGGCAGCCAAUGGCAGCCGGGCAGCGCCAGGCCGCCGCCAAUCACCGAGCGCCGCACGCACCUUCUAGGCCCCAGCGCGGCGCUGGUAAGGUGAGGGGCGGGGCCGUGUCCGGGGCGGCGCCCUACGGGGCGCGCUCGCGGACCUUAACCUGGUCUUCUGAGGAUACUCUGGGUGUCCGCGGGCGGGCUUCUAAAGAGCUGGGAUCCAGCCUCUCUCAUCUGAAGAUGGAGCAGGGCUUCAUCUUUGAAGUUUGCACCUGUGUUUGAGCUGGGUCAAGGGGAAUAGUUAUCCCAAUAGUAACUUAUCAGUUUAUUUUCAGGGGAGAGAGAGAGAUUGUAGGGAUCGUUUUCUGAGCAUUGGGUUGUUCAAAAGAUGAUGUGAAUCACUUCAGAAACAGGUUGUGUCCAUUCCUUUGGAAGCAGAGCGUUGCCCUUUGUCUCUGCUAUGUGAAAUGGUGCUAGGCCUAUCGUGUGCUCAGGCUUUGACGAAGUCGAGUCAUCACAUUGGUGCACCACAGCUGAAUUCAUUUCAUGCCCUAAUUCAGGAGCAGAUGCAUCUAAUACCAUCAGACUGCUGGGCCUGGAAGGGAGCCUAAGGAUUACAGAGUCUAGCUUCCUCAUUUUGCAGGGAACUGAGGACUCCAGAGAUGCAGGGAUCAGCCUAAUGUCUUAGCCUGUGGGGAACAGAGGCAGUGCUCAUGAAUCUAAACGAUUUCUCUAAUAUGUUUGGGGCUGGAAGUACAUGAUUUUGACUAAGGAAAAAAAGCGGCCAACUUUCUUCAAUUUGUGGUUAUGGCAAAAAAAUCACAUUGCCCAGACAGCAAGUGACCUAAUUUGGCACCUAUUUUUAAAAAUAGCAAAACAAAAUAAAACGAACAAAAGUUCCCAAAUAAUGCAGAUAUUCAGGCCCAGGUGUGUCUCUACUUUGCUUCUGGAAAUUUGGUGGCUAAAAAUACCCCAAAUUCAUUUUAGCCAAUACUUGCAACUCUGCUUACUUGAUUAUUUGUUAACACAGAGCAUUGAUUUUUAAUGUGUAUGUUUCCUUUAUCCCAUUAAGAAUUAAAACUGAAAUU
Cebus imitator (Panamanian white-faced capuchin) is the source of this 1244-nucleotide messenger RNA. Its product is annotated as translation initiation factor IF-2-like. The coding region runs from base 1 to 438 and encodes 145 amino acids. The transcript has 2 exons. Lineage: Eukaryota; Metazoa; Chordata; Mammalia; Primates; Cebidae. The record is from RefSeq and is a predicted model, not a curated record.